AUGGAGGGUAUUUACUACUUUGACACCUUCUCUCCUGUAGCCAAAAUUACUACAGUUAGAGUUCUUUUAUCAUUAGCUGCUGUUAAAGGUUGGUACUUAGAACAGUUAGAUGUGAACAAUGCUUUCCUUCAUGGUGAUUUACAUGAAGAGGUAUAUAUGACUCUCCCUCCUGGCUUAUCUGAUUAUGGUAAUUCUUUGUCUGAGAUUCAACAGGUCAAACAUCUCUUGAAUCAAAAGUUUCGAUUCAAAGAACUUGGUCAACUAUGUUUCUUCUUAGGAUUUGAGAUUGCUGGAUCUCCUACUGGUAUUUUUUUUAAUCAAAGAAAAUAUGCUCUUGAACUCUUGGAGGAUGAUGGUCUCUUGGUAGCAAAACCCUCUGCAGUUCCCUUCAACCUAACCCUUAAACUGUCUAUUGAUGAAGGCAAUGUUUUGGAGGAUCCUUCUCUAUAUAGAAGGUUAAUUGGUAGGUUGAUUUACCUCACCAACUCACGACCUGACAUUGCAUUUGCAGUACAACAUCUGAGUCAACAUGUAUCCAAGCCACGUGCUCCUCAUUAUCAGGCUGCAAUUCAAAUUUUCAGGUACCUCAAAUCUAUCCCAGCUAAAGGUAUUUUCUUUUCCUUCAACAACAAAUUACAGCUUUUUGGUUUUGCUGAUUCUGACUGGGCUAGAUGCCCUGAUACCAGGAAAUCAGUCACUGGGUAUUGUGUCAUGUUAGGCUCCUCUUUACUAUGCUGA
Molecule: messenger RNA, 738 nt
Organism: Lathyrus oleraceus (garden pea)
Lineage: Eukaryota; Viridiplantae; Streptophyta; Magnoliopsida; Fabales; Fabaceae
Exons: 2
Coding region: 1-738 (245 amino acids)
Source: RefSeq, a predicted model, not a curated record